AUGCAUGUAUCUAUCUAUCUAUGUCAAUGUGUUCAUAUCUAUCUAUCUAUGUCAAUGUGUUCAUAUCUAUCUAUCUAUCUAUCUAUCUCUCCCAGUCUCCAAAUAUAUAUCGACCUUGUUAGCUAUAUACCUUCCUCAAUCUGUUCAUAUCUAUCUAUCUAUCUAUCUAUCUAUCUAUCUAUCUAUCUAUCUAUCUAUCUAUCUAAAUGUGUUCAUAUCUAUCUAUCUAUCUAUCUAUCUAUCUAUUUAUCUAUCUAUCUAAAUGUGUUCAUAUCUAUCUAUCUAUCUAUCUAUCUAUCUAUCUAUCUAUCUAUGUGUUCAUAUCUAUCUAUCUAUCUAUCUAUCUAUCUAUCUAUCUAUCUAUCUAUCUAUCUAUCUAUCUAUCUAUCCCAGUCUCCAAAUAUCUAUCUACCUUUUGAUUCACUAUCAUUCAUCUAUUAUUUAUCUAUCAUCAUCUAUCUAUCUAUUCAUCUAUCUAUCUAUCUAUCUCAGUGGAUUCACUAUCUAUCUAUCUAUCUAUCUAUCUAUCUAUCUAUCUAUCUAUCUAUCUCAAUCAUUUCACAUCCAUAUAUCUAUCUUCAGUUUAAAAUAAACUGGUCGUUUACUCAAAUAUGGGUAUACACUAAAGAUAACGCUUAA
Messenger RNA from Acanthosepion pharaonis, 639 nucleotides. The record is from the annotation of a GenBank genome assembly. NCBI's taxonomy places the organism in Eukaryota, Metazoa, Mollusca, Cephalopoda, Sepiida, Sepiidae.